Trypanosoma cruzi is the source of this 2697-nucleotide messenger RNA. RefSeq names its product P-type H+-ATPase, putative. The record is from RefSeq and is a predicted model, not a curated record. Gene Ontology annotation, biological process: regulation of intracellular pH; proton export across plasma membrane. The coding region runs from base 1 to 2697 and encodes 898 amino acids. Gene Ontology annotation, cellular component: plasma membrane. Gene Ontology annotation, molecular function: ATP binding; P-type proton-exporting transporter activity; ATP hydrolysis activity. Lineage: Eukaryota; Euglenozoa; Kinetoplastea; Trypanosomatida; Trypanosomatidae. The transcript has a single exon.
AUGUCGAAGGAGUUGGCGAAUAUGAUGCAGCAAGAGGAGGAAGAGGACGUUCCUUUGCUGCCACCAUCAAAGGGACUGGCGUCGGCGGAGGCGGAUCGGCUUCUUGAUCAUCAUGGACGCAAUGAACUCCCACACAAGACAACACCUGGGUGGCUUAUUUUUGCACGUUGUCUGUGGGGUCCGAUGCCAAUGGCCAUUUGGAUUGCUGUUAUCAUAGAGUUUUCUCUCAAGAAUUUUACCGAUGGCAGUAUUCUUCUCUUCAUUCAGUUUGCUAAUGCUACAAUAGGCUGGUACGAAACCACCAAAGCCGGUGAUGCGGUCGCGGCACUUCGCAACUCAUUGAAGCCACUCGCAACGGUGAUGCGUGAUGGAAUGUGGCAGAACAUUGAUGCAGCGCUUGUGGUGCCGGGCGAUCUGGUGAAACUUGCCGCGGGUUCGGCGGUACCCGCCGAUUGCACCAUUAAUGAAGGAACAAUUGACGUGGAUGAGGCGGCGCUAACGGGCGAGUCUCUUCCGGUGACGAUGGGGGUGGACCAAAUGCCAAAGAUGGGCUCCACUGUGGUGCGAGGGGAGGUGGAUGGCACAGUGCAGUUUACGGGUCAAAAAACAUUUUUUGGUAAGACGGCGUUGCUUUUACAGUCUGUUGAAGCCGAUCUUGGUAACAUUCACUACGUACUGGUGCGUGUCAUGUUUGUCUUGACAUCUCUUUCGCUUGGAUUGUGCAUUAUUUGCUUUGGUUACCUUAUGGGGCAUUACAAGAUGAACUUUCGCGAUUCCCUGGAGUUUACCGUUGUGUUGCUUGUGGUAUCUAUUCCCAUUGCUAUUGAAAUUGUCGUCACGACAACUCUCGCACUGGGCUCAAAGGAGCUGUCCAAGAAGAAGGUGAUUGUUACCCGCCUCUCCUCAAUUGAAAUGAUGGCGGCAGUCAAUAUGCUUUGCUCUGACAAGACUGGGACUUUGACACUGAACAAGAUGGAGAUUCAGGAACAAUGUCAUGUUUUCAGUAAGGAAUACAACCGUGAAAGUGUACUCGUCUUGGCUGCCCUUGCUGCCAAAUGGCGUGAACCGCCACGUGAUGCGCUUGAUAAGAUGGUGCUAGGCGUGGCUGACCUGGAUGAGUGUGACAAGUACACUCAGCUUGAGUUUGUUCCUUUUGACCCACGUAUUAAGCGCACAGAAGCGACCCUUCGGGGUCCUGAUGGUCUCGUUUUCAAAGUGACUAAGGGUGCACCAAACGUUGUUCUGCAGCUGGUGCACAAUCGUGACGAAAUUAAGGCUCAAGUGGAGGGUAUCAUUGAGGACUUGGGUCGACGUGGCAUCCGUUGUCUCACAGUUGCACGCACCAAGGAGGACCAGCAAUGGCAUAUGGCAGGCAUUCUGACCUUUCUGGAUCCCCCACGCCCUGACACAAAGGAGACAAUUCGCCGCAGCAGAGAAUACGGAGUGGAUGUGAAAAUGAUCACUGGCGAUCAUCAACUCAUUGCGAAGGAGAUGGCCCGCAUGCUUAAUAUGGAUACAAAUAUCUUAACCGCCGAGGGGCUUCCAAAGUUUCCUGCCACUGGAGAUCCAAAGGACAUUCCAUCGACACUCGGUGAUUCACAUGGUGACAUGAUGUUGGCUUGCGGAGGUUUUGCUCAUGUUUAUCCGGAGCAUAAGUACCUGAUUGUAGAAACGCUACGACAACGGGGAUAUACGGUCGCAAUGACAGGGGAUGGGGUAAAUGACGCCCCCGCACUGAAACGUUCUGACGUGGGCGUUGCUGUGGAUGGUGCCACUGACGCCGCACGAGCUGCAUCAGACAUGGUGUUGACGGAACCAGGUCUAAGUGUUGUUGUGGACGCGAUGCUCAUUGCCCGUGGUGUUUUUCAACGCAUGCUAUCUUUCCUUACUUAUCGUAUUUCAGCAACCCUACAGCUUGUGUUCUUUUUUUUCAUUGGCGUCUUUGCCCUUCCGUGCCAGGACUACGGCAUUGACGAUCCGGACUUCCGUUUCUUUCGCAUACCGGUGUUGUUGUUUAUGCUUAUUACAUUGCUUAAUGAUGGGACCUUGAUGACGAUUGGAUACGAUAAUGUUGUGCCCGAGCAACGUCCUUUACGGUGGAAUCUACCUGUUGUGUUUACCAUUGCUUCUGUGCUUGCUGGUGUGGCGUGCGUAUCGUCCUUGUUGUUGCUUUGGAUGGCACUUGACUCUCACGACACCUCGUCGUGGUUUUACAAUCUCGGUAUUCCACCCGUGUCAGAAGGCCAGAUUGUGACGAUGUUGUACCUAAAGGUUUCCAUCUCCGACUUUUUGACGCUUUUUUCCUCUCGCACUGGCCCCAACUGGUUCUGGUCGUUCAGGCCCAGCCUUGUCCUUCUUCUUGGCGCCGUCGUUUCACUGGCAACUUCUUCUUGCGUUGCUUCCUUCUGGCCUGACAGGAAAAUGGACAACAUCACAGUCAUUGGUCUUUCACAUGGUGAUGGCACAGCGCACCGUCUGCUGCCACUCUGGGUAUGGAUUUGGUGCAUUGGCUGGUGGUUUAUACAGGAAAUUGUAAAGGUGCUGGCAUGCAAAGUACUGGAGAGAUUUGACAUAUUUAGCUACCGCACAAUAUCGGAAGGUAAAUGGCAGCCAUCUUCGAAGAAGAGAUGGCGGCGUCGUUCUCGUGGAAUGAGUCUGGGUGCCACUGACAAUGUUGAGCAGCCGCUUCUGUCGUAA